Molecule: messenger RNA, 2780 nt
Organism: Lepisosteus oculatus (spotted gar)
Lineage: Eukaryota; Metazoa; Chordata; Actinopteri; Semionotiformes; Lepisosteidae
Gene: rgs14b
Product: regulator of G protein signaling 14b
Biological process (GO): signal transduction; cell division; spindle organization
Cellular component (GO): nucleus; plasma membrane; cytoplasm
Molecular function (GO): GTPase activator activity
Source: RefSeq, a predicted model, not a curated record
ACAGGCACAGCCCUGAAGCACACACCCCAGAUGGUCACUCUUCUCCCCAGACCUGACAUCGUCCACCUCCAAAGAUGCUUUGUGAAUCCAAGGAGAAGAGGAUGAUAAUGUUCCACGAGCUGUCAAAGGGAUUCAGCUCCUUCACUCCACGAGCUUCUCUGCGAAGGAAGUUUGGGCGAUACAACACAUUCAUCAUUAAUCGUCCCUUGAAUUACACAAAAACACUGGCAGUGUCGGAUGGAGAAUUGAAUGUCACCGAGGGAGAUGGGCACGGCAGCACUCACAGCCUGAAUAGCAACACCAGCUUGCCCAGUGUCCAGAGUGGCAGCCGUCGUGUGGAAAGGUCUGUGGCCAGCUGGGCAGUCUCAUUCGAGAGGCUCCUGGAGGACCCCACAGGUGUCCGCUAUUUCACGGCUUUUCUGAAAUCAGAAGUCAGCGCAGAGAAUAUCCUAUUCUGGCAGGCUUGCGAGAAGUUCAGGCAGAUUCCUCCCAGUCAGAAAGAUGAGCUGUUACGUGAGGCCAGAGAGAUCUAUGUCAACUACCUAUCAAGCAACGCGCUACAUGCCAUUAACAUUGAUGACACAGCCAGGAUAGAGGAGAGCCUGCUGGACAACCCCACACCGGACAUGUUCCAGAAAGCCCAACAACAGAUAUUCAAGCUGAUGAAAUUUGACAGCUAUACCCGCUUUGUUAGGUCCCAGCUCUACCAGAAAUGUAUGCUGGCCAAUGUGGCAGGACAGCCCUUGCCUGACCUUUGGCCUGGUUCCAAGAGCCCAGGUUCUAGGAAGAGCAUGAUCAAUGAUAGUCCCUCUUUGACUGACUCCAAAAAGAAGAAGAAGUUGAAGGCUGGAAAGUCCUUACCUUUUGAUGUGGAGGACAGCUCAGAGAGAAAGAGAGCUACAUUGGAUGGCCGGCCCAGUCAGGACAAAUCAAAGAGGGACAAGCGUCGUGAGAUGAGAGGCUCAUGGGGAGCAGAGCUGUCUGACCAGCGAUCAAUCUCAGUUUCCCGCCGUGAGUCCCAGAGCUCUGUCACCUCAUCCACCAGUGUGGAACUGGGGUCUUUCUGCAAUAAAGGAGAGAAUGGGAGCUCCUGUCCUCGUGUUACUGACCAAGAUAAAGAAAGCCGUGCUGUGAAGUACUGCUGUGUCUACCUGCCUGAUGGGACAGCUUCCCUCGCCCCUGUGCGCGCCGACCUCACCGUACGAGACAUGCUGUCGGGGAUCUGCGAGAAGAGGGGAAUCCUGCUAAAAGACGUCAAAAUCUACUUAAAGGGGAAUGAUAAACCUCUUUCUCUUGACCAGGAAAGCCUUGUCCUAACAGAUCAACAGGUCCUUCUGGAGACCAUGAUAACAUUUACAUUGGAGGUGGUGUUUCUUGGUAAAACUGUAGGAAUUGUUGCUAAAUCCAGCAAGGUUCUCUCUGAAGCUCUCGCCCCUGUCCUGAGGAAAAAUGAACUCAGACCCGAAGAGGUGGUGGCUACUAUUAGUGGAAGCCAGGAGCCUUUAAACAUGAGCAUACCUGUCAUGUCGUUAGCCAAAAAGAAAGUACUUUUGGACAGAAUAAAAGGUAAAGAACAGAAUAGCAACACAAAAACACCUAUUUCCCCUCCAGAGAUUCAAGUGAUUGAAAGUUCAAUACAAGAAGAAAAGAGUGAGACUCCCUGCACUGGAAGAAACCAAACCAGAACAAACUCCAGAGUGAGAAACCCCAUGCAGAGGAGAACAUAUGACAUGGAUGGGCUGAUCGAUCUUCUCUCCAAAGUGCAGAACUCCAGAGUGAAUGAUCAACGAGGCCUCCUUUGCAAAGAGAACUUGGUAAUUCCCCACUUCUUGCAGCAGCCUCUGAGGGAGGAAGAAAGUGAGGAAGAUGAGGACAAACGUGAGAAGCUGAAAGAGAGUCAGCUCGCGUCUGACCCUUCCCCUCCCCUGGCCCAACUGGACAGUGGUGGACAGGAUGUUGAGAAGCAGCCUGCAAGCACCACCACACUUCCAGAAUGCAACAAGCCAGUGAGUUCAGAGGACAGUGAUACAGGACUAACUAAUGACUCAGACCAAAGUGAAUGUCAAUCCAAACAGUCCAGCCAAGUGACAGACAGCAAUGCACCUUCAUUGCAGACGAAAAUGCCCAUUGUGCACACAGACUCCAGUCGCGAAACAACAGUAUGAUUUCCUGGCAGCAAAAAAUGUUUUGCUUAACAAAUGGGUUUUGCAUUUUCCCCUCACUGUUUUUGUGAGAAGUCCUUUUUCAAGUUGGAAGAGUUCUGCUUUUCUCACUGCCAUCUGUAGAUAAAGUGAGCUGAAAGUGGCUCAGUAAAAGAGCAGUGUUCUUUCUGUUAUCUGAGUUAUACUGUGCACUAUAGACUUUAAGGUAAUGUGUGUGAAGUGGAGGGGUCAGAUGGUUUAUUGGGAUUAUUUUUGUGUAUUUGGACUAGAAAGAGAAACUACAUUUUAAGCUUUCAAAAACCUUUUCCCUCUAAUUGUAUAUAUAUUGUAGUAUAGUUUUCUGCUUUAACUUAUUUUAAAUAGUGAUUAAACUUAUGUAGGCUUCGGAUACUGUAGAUUGGAAGAAUUUGUUGUAUAAUAACAUACAAAAAAUGCUACACCUUUGUGCCUUUUUCUAAUUUAACUUAUACUUUGUUUUUCCAUUUUGCACAUUUUAAAAUAGAAACAAUUGUCCAUGCACUUUUUGCACUGUUCAGUAGUUCUUGUAAAAUGUUGUGGUUUUCGGCUGUUAGUAAAAAGUAUUAGAUGCAUCCAAUAAAAAGAAAAUCUCUGAAAUUG